Messenger RNA from Pelecanus crispus (Dalmatian pelican), 1063 nucleotides. The record is from RefSeq and is a predicted model, not a curated record. NCBI's taxonomy places the organism in Eukaryota, Metazoa, Chordata, Aves, Pelecaniformes, Pelecanidae.
CAUAGGUAUGGCAUUCCCUGCCCCUGAAAGUAACAGCGAGACAGACGCGGUUAGGAUUGAGGGCACCCACGGGAUAUGCGAGGAGUGUGGAACCGCACAAGUUCCAAAAAGUAGGGUAAAAACCACCUCUGAGAUGUGUGAAGUAGAUAAUAGACUGUUACUGAAUGCAUCAGACCUGGAGGAAACUACCUCAGCAUACUUAAACGGGUGUCAAAAAGUUGUGAAAGUCUUGGCUGUCCUUUCGGAAGAAGAAGAAAAGCAGGGUGUUGCAUCAAGCUCUGAUGAGUUAGGCAGCAAAGUAUUUUGUGAGGCAAACAACACAAAGCCGUUGAGAAACAGGGAAAUUUCUGAGAAUGGAGUGGAAAACAGAGACCAACAAACCUUUGAGCCAUCUUUACCUGAAUAUGGGCAUUGGCUUAACGUCAGUUCUUGUGUAGAUUUCCAAAGUACUUUGGUCCAGAACACCGUCGCAUCUGACAAAAAUGAUAAUGCAAAUAACACCUGGGAAGAGAGAACUGGAAUUCUGUUUGGCCAAAAAAGCAGAGACACUCCUGUUGCAAUUCACAAGCCUGAAUCUGAUUCCUGUAGUAAUGACUUCAUCAUAAAAAAAGAUGCAUGGUGGAAGCCAGUAUCAGAUCCGGAAUGGCUGAAGAUUUUCAAACCCAUAAAAGGAGAUGGAAGUAUGUGGCAUGGAAAAGAUUGCAACUGUCUGAAGACUGCACAAGAGAUGAAACGUGCCAGCUCAAAAAGUGAAGAAAAUGUGGAUCUGAAUUCUUUUCAUAUGGAUUCUCCCUGUUUGACAUCUACCCAGCAAGGAGACAGGCAUUCUCAAAGAUGUGAGAAAUUCUCUGAUGAAGACUUCCCUCUGGAGAUCAGUAGCCUUUCAGUGACUAAGCCAACAAACAGGUGCUGCAACGCUACCAUGGACCGAGACACCAGUUCCCCAAUAAGUAAGCUGCAACAUGCGUUGGCUGAGUCUCGACAGAUGGUUGCUGAUCUGGAGCUUAGCACUCUCCUCCACACGAGCCCUCGCUGCAGCCCAAACAGCAGCAUCAUUAAUACG